Messenger RNA from Ceratina calcarata, 1784 nucleotides. RefSeq names its product E3 ubiquitin ligase component cereblon (gene ohgt). The coding region runs from base 254 to 1480 and encodes 408 amino acids. NCBI's taxonomy places the organism in Eukaryota, Metazoa, Arthropoda, Insecta, Hymenoptera, Apidae. The transcript is spliced from 7 exons. The record is from RefSeq and is a predicted model, not a curated record.
UGAUCGUUUGCAACGUCGAACGAAAUAAUAAAAAUAUUAUUACAUCCUUAAGAAAACUCCUGCAUUCAUGAAAACAAAAGAUGAAGACCUCUUCAUCACUUGUUUUCAUGAAUCUUCAUCUCUGAUGAAAACUGUAAAGUGCGUUCUACGUAAAUACGUUGUUAGAGGGCUUUUCGCUUGAUAUUUGAGAGAGGAAAAGUACCGAUUGUUUACUACUUAUCAAGAUCUAAAAAUCCUGAGAAAUACCAGGUAGAUGACAAUGGAUGCCAACGCAGACGAUGACGGAACUUUAAAUGAAUUAGAAAAUUCAGAAAAUAGACAAAAUAAUGUCGAAGAGGAUUAUUCAGAAGAGAAUACAGACGAAACAUCUGUAUCUACAGAAAGUACUUUCGAUUUGACACUACCAGCAACACACUCUUAUUUAGGACAUAAUUUGGAAGAACUCAGAGGAAGAACAAUAUUAGACGAUGGAGUAUAUGUGAAUUUGCCAUUAUUGGCAAAGAAAUCUGUUAUGUUAUUUCCUGGACAAACGCUACCAAUGACAGUAUUUGAUGCACAAACUAUUGACAUGAUAAGAACCUGCAUUGAAAAUGAUAGGACGUUGGGUAUUGUUUGUUUGGGAUAUAAUAAAAUGGUAUCAAUAGGUACUACUGCCGAAAUAUAUGAGUGUAUGUACGAUCCUGAACAAGGUUUCCGUUUGAAAGCCAAAGGCAGACAAAGAUUUAAGAUUCUAGGUGUCAUAAUCCAGGGAUCUGACAAAAUAACAGCCCAGGUUCAAGUCUUACCAGAAAUAACACUUGGUCCCCCAUUUUUGGAUGAUCGUCUAACUUCGCUAAAUCAUUUACGAACACAUCCGAGAACAGAAGAAGAGUUUAAAAAACAAGAAAGAGUAGAAAAUUUGGACGCUGUAGUAACGCCUUGGCCUGGUUGGGUGUAUCGUCAAUAUGACCCGUUAAGGCUCUCUUUAAAGAUACGACAGCGUUUGCAUUUCAUCGAGAGUAGAGGAAGCAGCAUACCAGAAGAGCCUGCGGAUUUGUCAUUCUGGGUCGCUCAAAACUUAGUAUUGGACGAUAAUGAACGAAUUGCUUUAUUAAAUUAUGAUUGCGCGAUUUCAAGGCUGCAGAGGGAAAUCAAAUAUCUAGAAGAAGACAAAAUAUUUGUUUGUUCCAACUGUGAUUCCUAUAUUGGAAGGCAAUCGCACAUGUUCCCCAUGAGUAAGGAAGGUCCACAGGGUACUUAUUGUAACUCCGCCGGAAUUAUACACGAGACUGUGACCUUGUAUCACGCGCAGGGCCUUACAUUAAGCGGCAGCCCACCGUCACUAGAAUAUACGUGGUUCCCGGGAUAUGCCUGGACAAUAGCGAUGUGUAGCCAUUGCUAUGUGCACAUGGGAUGGAAAUUCACAGCGGUCCAGAAUAAUUUAAAACCUAAGGCAUUUUGGGGCUUGACGCGUAAAAGUUUUAAAAGCAAAAAAAAGUGAUUGAACGAAACAAGUUCAAUGGAUAUAAAUGAAGUCGUGAUUUUCAAUGAUUAGUUUAAGGAACCUGGUGCAUAUUUCCGAUAGUUUGUUAGCGUUAUAUCGCUACCAGCAGUUGUUUGUCCUGCCCAAUUCCCUUCAGCUUUCUGUAGCGAUAAUGUUCAUUUUCUCGAUAUCGAUGAAGACUAUGAAACAUAACACUGAAGUAGUUAUUUCGUAUUAACGUCUGAUUGACUGAAGUAACGGUACAUGCAAAAAACUGAAAAUCGAAAAUCUGUACAUACACACACACACACACACGCGCGCG